AUGGCACCUAAAAUUCAUGACACCAGCGAUCACAGUUUUAUACCUAGCAAUGAGUUGUACAAACACUUUGUACGAAUUUUGCAUUUCACCUGUUUAUAUUUUCCACAAGGACCCGGUGUUCUGAGACAUUGUUUCGUCAUCUACCGAUCACAGGACACAGCUUCUCUGCUUGUCGCUCUUGGAAUGUUUGUGUACAGUAUUGGUUAUGCCUACCCAGCUACAUGUUCGUGCUACUCAAUCUCUGUCCAUUUACCAACAUUAUUAUCGCAACUGGACGAGUAUAGAAUGCGUAAUGGUGAAUUUAUUAACAUUAAAACUCUUCGUAGACUUCAUAUAAUUUUUAUAUUGAGCUAUGUAUUAGGUGUUUUAUUGGUAGCUCUUAUAAUGAGUUUAUGUCUCUUAAUACACGUUGUAUGGAUUGACAUAAGUGAUCUCUUUUACCCGUUUACUACCGAUACACUUACUUACGCCACUGCUACGUUUAUUUACUUCUUCCUGAGUGCAUAUGCCGCUUCAAGCAUCCCUUUAAUACAGAUAGCACUUUACAUAUCAAUUUGCUGCAUAGUUCAUGCCGAGAUUGAUAAUUUAUCUAAGCAGUUGAUGAAAAUAACAAAAGAUAGAAACGAACAACUACCAAUCGCAUUCGAAGACGUGUCGACGAAGCAGAUGAACGCGAUCGAUCAAGACGUAACUUUUAUACCAACUCUUAAUACAAAUUCUUCCACAUACAGCUCGAACUACAAAUCCAUCAAACUCGAAAGGACGCUGGAGGAACUACGUCUUCGAUAUGAAGCUGUACUCGAUAUCAUCGCCAAAGCUAAUGAAUUUCUACAGCACUUGUUCUUUGCUAUCUUGGCGAGUUCCAUUCCAGUAUCAUGCUUAAUACUAUAUGGAAUCAUUACACUUAAUUCCAAUCGGCCGCAGAUGAUAUAUACCGGUUUGACGAAUAUUCAAGUAUUUAAUUUGCUAUUUUUGAUCCUGAUUUUAGGAACAUAUACAGCUAAUAAGGUAAAGCAACCAGUGGAAUAUGCCAUGAAAAUUAACAACAGAAAUCUCUCAGAGAAAGCUUCAUCGUCUUUACAGUUAAUGUCUGUCAGAUAUCUUGCACCUUGUCUCGGUUUUAAUGUGUAUGGUUUGUUCUCUUUGGACAGCAGUACAUUUCUAACGGUCAUUGGUACAUUAAUAACCUAUGCUGUUGUAAUAUAUCAAUUUGCUCAGAGUCCAUCCAGUAGCUAUCAUUGCCUCAAUAACGGAACAGAUGUUGCCAAUGUCACUUACCAAAUAAACAGAUAG
Messenger RNA from Lottia gigantea (owl limpet), 1293 nucleotides. RefSeq lists its product as hypothetical. The record is from RefSeq and is a predicted model, not a curated record. Gene Ontology annotation, biological process: sensory perception of taste. Gene Ontology annotation, cellular component: neuronal cell body; axon; dendrite. Bases 1 to 1293 code for a protein of 430 amino acids. NCBI's taxonomy places the organism in Eukaryota, Metazoa, Mollusca, Gastropoda, Lottiidae. The transcript is spliced from 5 exons.